AUAUAAAAUCCAAACACCUUGUAUAUAUACUGGAAGUGGUUAAACUGAGGUGCAAAGCCCAACUGAGAGAUAUGCACUCCAUCACCUCUCUUGUAAGAGCUUGUGUAUUUUCUGAAUGAUACACUGUCAUUGGUCAAUAUGUUAACCAUUAGAGUAGCUGCUGCAACAUAAUUGGCUGAGGGACGAAGAGGAGAUGGAGUCGCUGCAAUUGAGAAAAUCCAUAAAUAGGGCACAAGAACAUACAACACACAGAUGCAGCUGCGCCAGCUUGACAUUCAACAUUUUUAUAUUAUCCAUCAGUACAAGAGCUCCAGUAUAUUUAGAGGUUUGUAGGAAGCUGCAGAGGAACAACCAAUCCAAAAGGUCCUCCACAUAGAGUUUCUGGGUUUAUACUGCAAAAACAGGCAACUGGGAUUGGGAAGCAUGUCUCUGGAAGUAAAGGAAAAAACAGAAGUGAGUUUGGUCUUCAUGGGUGCUGCAGGUGUGGGAAAAACAGCCUUGAUAAGACGAUUCCUUCAAGACAGCUUUGAGCCCAAACAUCGACGUACAGUCGAAGAGCUCCACAGCAAAGAGUACGAGGUGGCCGGAGUCAAAGUGACCAUUCACAUUAUGGACACGAGCGGCAGCUAUUCCUUCCCAGCCAUGCGUAAGCUCUCCAUCCAAAACGGAGAGGCUUUCGCCCUGGUCUACUCGGUGGACGACCCCGAAUCGCUGGAAACUGUCAAGAGCCUGCGUGAGGAAAUCCUGGAGGUCAAGGAGGACAAGCUCACACCCAUCGUGGUGGUGGGCAACAAGAAAGACCGUGUGCAGGAACGAAGGGUGUCUGCAGAUGAAGUCCUGGCCACGGUGGAGCUGGACUGGCACAACUGCUUUCUGGAGGCCUCGGCCAAAGAAAAUGAAAACGUGAUGGAGGUUUUCAAAGAGCUGCUUCAGCAAGCCAACCUCCCGAGCCGCCUGAGCCCAGCACUGCGCCGCCGCAGAGAGACCUUUCCCAAGGAGGUAGGGGUACGACCUCCUAUGAACAAGACCAACAGCUGCUCAGUCUCCUAAAAUCGGUGAGAAACAGCCAGCAGAGGAUAGCUCGAGUCAAGUCACGUCUCAACGGACAAAAGACGAUGAGGAUGGAUCUUUGAAGCAGCAGAACGAUGUUGUUACGUAGCAACCGCUUAUUAUCCCGCUUUGAAAUCAGUAUCAUCUUUGUCUCCGGAGACAAACAGACUGAUUACUGACAAAAGGGAAAAUGAUUGAGAGACACUUGAGUUUUGGAUGUGGAAAGAAUCUGUUGAAUGUUUUGAGCUCCAAAAGUUCAGUUUUGUGAUCUGUGUAAAGAGCUUUGGCAAUAUUUAAUCAUGUGUGUGUAUCUUAACAUCCUAUUGUGGCACUUGAAUAUUGUAAAACUGUUUAUACAGAAUGAAGACAAAGAUAAAAAAAUUAUAACUAUAUGACACUUUCAUUGCUUUACAAAUCACUCCAAGUGUUAUAGCGAUUGUGUUCAUUGUUUACUUGUUGUGAUCAUAUGCAUCUGUGAUUGUAACUGUUCACUAUGCCAAAAAAUAUAAUGUGUUGCACUGGUUUGUUUGUUUUUUUCUACACUCUUAGAAAGGAUGUGUUAAUUUUGUACACAUCAUUGUGUGUGGUAAGCUUUUAACACAUUAUGUGUCAUUUUGUGUUGAUUUUGUGUUAAAAUAUAACACAUGUUGUAUUAAAAGUAACACAAAUUGUGUUGUUUCAAUAAUAACACAGAGAUGGGUGAAUUUUUAACACAUUCGUUCUAAGAGUGUACCUUGAUCAACAACAAUAAACAACAAAUGGAACAUCAAAGGCAUUCUGACAGCAAUUAUGUUAAAUGAUUUGGCAAUUCGUCUUUCAUAAAUAAAGCA
This is a messenger RNA of Paramisgurnus dabryanus, 1880 nucleotides long. It is a transcript of the gene rasd4, whose product is annotated as rasd family member 4. NCBI's taxonomy places the organism in Eukaryota, Metazoa, Chordata, Actinopteri, Cypriniformes, Cobitidae. The record is from RefSeq and is a predicted model, not a curated record. Gene Ontology annotation, molecular function: GTP binding; GTPase activity.